AUGUGGUUUUUUGGAUCGAAAGGAGCAUCUGGAUUCUCGUCUCGUUCCACAGCAGAAGAAGUUACACAUGGAGUUGAUGGAACUGGCCUCACUGCCAUAGUCACAGGAGCUUCAAGUGGUAUAGGAGUAGAGACAGCGCGUGUUCUUGCACUGCGUGGUGUCCACGUGGUUAUGGCUGUGAGGAACACUGGCUCUGGUGCUAAAGUUAAACAAGAUAUUGUGAACCAAGUCCCUGGGGCUAAACUUGAUGUCAUGGAGUUAGAUCUCAGCUCAAUGGAUUCUGUCAGGAAAUUUGCAUCUGACUACAAAUCUACCGGUCUUCCACUCAACCUCUUGAUCAACAACGCUGGAAUAAUGGCAUGUCCUUUUAUGCUCUCUAAGGACAACAUCGAGCUCCAAUUUGCAACCAACCAUUUAGGUCAUUUUCUGCUGACGAAACUUCUGCUAGACACAAUGAAGAACACAUCACGUGAAAGCAAAAGAGAAGGAAGGAUCGUUAAUCUAUCUUCAGAAGCUCAUAAUAGUUUCCGAGCUUAUGGUCAGUCUAAACUCUGCAACGUAUUGCACGCCAACGAGCUUGCAAAGAAACUCAAGGAAGAUGGAGCCAAUAUAACAGCAAACUCACUCCACCCAGGAGCCAUUGCGACAAAUAUCGGGCGCCACUUAAACAUCUAUUUUGCUGGAGCUGUUGGUGCAGUGGUUAAAUAUGUUCUCAAAUCUGUUCCGCAGGGGGCAGCAACAACAUGCUAUGUGGCAUUGCAUCCUGAGGUUUCAGGGGUUACAGGGGAAUACUUCUUAGACAGCAACAUUGCUAAACCAUUACCACUCGCCAAAGAUUCAGAAUUGGCCAAGAAAGUUUGGGAUUUCAGCAAUAAGCUCACCGAUUCGCAACCAGGAGAAAGUAGUUCUUGA
Molecule: messenger RNA, 912 nt
Organism: Microthlaspi erraticum
Lineage: Eukaryota; Viridiplantae; Streptophyta; Magnoliopsida; Brassicales; Brassicaceae
Source: the annotation of a GenBank genome assembly